Penicillium manginii is the source of this 654-nucleotide messenger RNA. RefSeq lists its product as uncharacterized. The transcript has a single exon. Lineage: Eukaryota; Fungi; Ascomycota; Eurotiomycetes; Eurotiales; Aspergillaceae. The coding region runs from base 1 to 654 and encodes 217 amino acids. The record is from RefSeq and is a predicted model, not a curated record.
AUGUCGUGGUUCGCCAACCUGUGCGGCUGCUUUACUCGCAGCGACGCAACUCCACAACCCUCCAACCCCGAAAUGCAAAGUCGUUCUCCAACUUACACCCGCAAUGGAGUCCAAACUGGCCAGUUCACUCUCUCCGACGAGGGUCACUUCAUCCGAACAGAUCAUGGUCAUGGUCAUGGGCACGGCCCUCCUCCCGCUGACUCGGAGGUUGGGGGCUAUGCCACCGUGGUCCCACUGCCACAAUACACUCCCCGCCCCAUGAGUGUAAACGAGAAGACCUUGGAGUCCCAUCUCCGGGAUCCUUCCGUGUCCUCUGAUUCCAAUUCCUACGAUCAAGACGAGAAGAAUCCUCAUCUAUACAAUGAGGAUCUUUCAUCCGAUGCCUCUUCUGUCAUCUCAUAUCCGAGCAGUUAUGGAAAUACCUCUACUGCAACACGAGAGACCCCUCCACCUCCAUAUUCUCCUCGCCAAUCGGCACAGCUCACCCGAACUCGCUCUGUCUCUCUAUACUCCAUGUCAUCGACGAGGGGUAUUACCAUCAACCCACCGCCCAUAGCGAGACUGAAUGGUGCGCGAUCAACGGGACCACCUCCAUCCGACGGAGACGACCAAUCUAUUCGUCGACACCGCCGACUAUCCUGGGAAAGUCGGUGA